This is a messenger RNA of Phanerochaete carnosa HHB-10118-sp, 301 nucleotides long. RefSeq lists its product as uncharacterized. NCBI's taxonomy places the organism in Eukaryota, Fungi, Basidiomycota, Agaricomycetes, Polyporales, Phanerochaetaceae. The record is from RefSeq and is a predicted model, not a curated record. The annotation marks the transcript as partial. The transcript has a single exon.
AUGCCGGAGGGCCGGGUUCCCACGGAGCGUGGUACACAUGCUGACGAAAGUGAAUGGUCGUUGGUCGGUAGCAAUGAACACAUGAAACAUACGUGUACUUACCUCACCGCCGCGCUCAAUGAUGCGGACCCGUCGGAAAAUAUUGGAACACUCCAAACAAACAAAGCUUCUGAGACAAUCGAGGAUGCUCGUGCACGAGAGUCCCGGGCUUUGAGAAACGUGCUUAUUUGCGUAGUGCACAUGUUAAUGCGGGCAUCGUCCUAUAGAUACUAUUUGGACUCACCAAAGGUCGUCUAUCGAC